Macrosiphum euphorbiae (potato aphid) is the source of this 234-nucleotide messenger RNA. The record is from the annotation of a GenBank genome assembly. NCBI's taxonomy places the organism in Eukaryota, Metazoa, Arthropoda, Insecta, Hemiptera, Aphididae.
AUGGUGGACGCAUGGCUGGACAAGUUGGACGGGUGCGACGAUCUUGAGGUCCGGUCGCAGUACUCCGAGUUUCUGCUGCGGACCGUGGUCGGUGGGAGUAUGCGGUCGACAUAUACUGUCGGUAUCACUCGUCGCAGGCUCGAAUCGAGUAUGGUUGGCGGAGGACUAGAGUGCUGCUUGAGUAGCGCUGGAUCGAGCUGCUUGAGAGGCCCGCCGGGCGGCGAUCGGCGCUAG